This is a messenger RNA of Priapulus caudatus, 762 nucleotides long. RefSeq names its product cat eye syndrome critical region protein 5-like. Gene Ontology annotation, biological process: glycerophospholipid biosynthetic process. The coding region runs from base 7 to 756 and encodes 249 amino acids. Lineage: Eukaryota; Metazoa; Priapulida; Priapulimorpha; Priapulimorphida; Priapulidae. The transcript has 6 exons. The record is from RefSeq and is a predicted model, not a curated record. Gene Ontology annotation, cellular component: mitochondrion.
AUCAAGAUGGCGACUAAAGCCUCCGGGAGGGUUUGCCGUCGCUUAUUUCAAGGACUACCUGUACGAUUUGUAGGCGAAAUUAACCAACAUAUUUAUCGGUGUGGAUGCAGUAUACGAUGGGCUCAUCAACAGAAGGGCGCGACCUUCGGCAUCCUGUUUGACAUCGACGGCGUCAUCGUCAGAGGGCGCACGUUGCUGCCGACCGCGCUCGAGGCCUUCCAGAAGCUGACCGAUGGCAGGGGGCGCUUUCGCGUGCCGACGGUGUUCGUGACGAACGCCGGGAACACGCUGCGGCAAGAGAAGGCCGAACAGCUGAGCAACUGGCUCGGAUUGGAGGUGGCGCCCGACCAGGUCAUCAUGUCGCAUAGUCCUCUGAAGAUGUUCAAACAGUUCCACGACAAGCACUGCUUGAUAUCGGGGCAAGGGCCCAUCUUGAAAAUAGCAAAGGGGUUGGGUUGCACAAAGGUGACAACGAUAGAGACGAUGAGGUCGAUGUUUCCGAUGCUAGACAUGGUAGACCACAAACGACGAAUCAAAGUACCAUGUGCAUUUGCCCAGUAUUUCCCCAAAAUAGAAGCUGUGAUACUGUUCGGCGAGCCGGUGAGGUGGGAGACCAACCUGCAACUAAUCGUGGACGUCCUGAUGACCGAGGGUCAGCCGUCCAUCGUGCCGGACCGGCUGCCCUACCCGCACAUCCCGGUGCUAGCGUGUAACAUGGACCUGCUGUGGAUGGCCGAGGCCAGCAUGCCACGGUGAGCAUUG